CCUGUUGCAUGGAGAGUCUGGUGUUUUUCCACUCUCUCCGAUAUUACCCAUAUGAGAGAGAGAGAGAGAGAGAGAGAGAGAGAGAGAGAGGAUUAUUUGUAGUUGCCUUGCCGAUUGCGCGCGUACGCAAACACACACCGGCACAAAGAAACGUCGGGACAAGAAGAGACUGAGCACUAAAUCAACGGCACAGGAUUAUGAUGUCCUUCUUCUGAGCUGAACUUCAGCCUGGUUUUGACUCUGGUUAACUUGCAGAAGCCUUGUGUUUUCCUGCCUUGGAUUAACCGUUGCCUGCUUCUACAGCCGUGUCAUUUUGCCUCGAUCUCACGGUAUAAAACCAGUCCAAUAUGUCGACCAUCAGCCACCAUCAGGUCACCAUGGCUGAUAUGGCACAGAAAGAAAAGUUGCAGUGUCUGAAGGAUUUCCAUAAGGACACGCUAAAGCCAUCUCCGGGUAAAAGUCCAGGCACGAGGCCAGAGGACGAGGCAGAGGGAAAACCUCCACAGAGGGAGAAAUGGGCCAGCAAACUGGACUUCCUGCUCUCUGUAGCUGGUGGUUUUGUUGGAUUGGGGAACGUUUGGCGUUUCCCGUACCUCUGCUACAAGAACGGUGGAGGUGCAUUUCUCAUCCCAUAUUUCAUCUUCCUGUUUGGUGGAGGACUUCCCGUGUUCUUCCUAGAGGUGGCACUGGGCCAGUUUACCUCAGAAGGAGGGAUCACUUGCUGGGAGAAACUCUGCCCCAUCUUCACUGGAAUUGGCUAUGCAUCCAUUGUGAUCGUAUCCCUGCUGAACAUCUACUACAUUGUGAUCCUUGCUUGGGGUUUGUAUUACCUGCUGCAGUGUUUGCAGAGAGAGCUGCCGUGGGCGCGCUGCCGCCACAGCUGGAACACCCCCAACUGUGUGGAGGACACCAUCCGCAAGAACAAAACCCUCUGGCUGUCGGCUAACAUCACCAACUUCACCUCACCCGUGACUGAGUUCUGGGAGCGUAACGUGCUCAGUUUGUCGUCUGGGAUUGAUGAGGUGGGUGAGCUAAAGUGGGAUCUGGCCCUCUGUCUGCUCGCCGUCUGGGUCAUCUGCUUCUUCUGCAUCUGGAAAGGAGUGAAAUCCACUGGCAAAGUGGUGUAUUUCACUGCUACCUUUCCGUUCCUCAUGCUUAUUGUGCUGUUGGUGCGAGGUGUGACUCUGCCCGGUGCUGCUGAGGGCAUCAAGUUCUACCUGUACCCUGAUCUAAGCCGCCUCCAAGACCCUGAGGUGUGGAUCGAUGCAGGGACUCAGAUCUUCUUCUCUUAUGCUAUUUGUCUUGGUGCAAUGACUUCACUAGGAAGCUAUAAUAAAUAUAAAUAUAAUUGCUAUAGGGACUGCUUACUGUUGGGAUGCCUGAACAGCGGGACCAGCUUUGUGUCCGGGUUUGCCAUUUUCUCCAUCCUGGGUUUCAUGGCGCAGGAGCAGGGCGUGGCCAUCGCCGAUGUAGCUGAGUCAGGUCCCGGACUUGCUUUCAUUGCAUAUCCAAAGGCAGUCACUAUGAUGCCACUGCCCACUUUUUGGGCUAUACUCUUCUUCAUCAUGCUUCUGCUGCUGGGCCUCGACAGUCAGUUUGUAGAAGUGGAGGGUCAGAUCACUUCCUUGGUGGACCUGUACCCAUCCCUCCUAAGGAAGGGAUACCGGAGAGAGAUCUUCAUCGCUGUCAUCUGUGUUAUCAGUUAUUUGGUGGGACUCACCAUGGUCACUAAUGGUGGCAUGUAUGUGUUCCAGCUGUUUGAUUACUAUGCAGCCAGCGGUGUGUGCCUUCUCUGGGUUGCAUUCUUUGAAUGUGUGGCAGUAGCCUGGGUUUAUGGCGCUGAUAAUUUCUACGAUGCUAUUGAGGAGAUGAUUGGCUACAGACCAAACAGUUGGAUGAAAUGGAGCUGGAUGUUGAUCACUCCCGUGCUGUGUGUGGGCUGUUUCGUGUUUUCGCUGGUUAAAUACAAACCCCUCACUUAUAACAAAGUGUACGAGUAUCCUGAUUGGUCCAUCGGAAUUGGUUGGUGUCUGGCACUGGCCUCCAUGAUUUGCAUCCCCAUGGUGGUGGUGGUGAAAAUCAUCCAAUCUGAUGGCUCGCUGAUUGAGCGGAUCAAAGCCGUGGCGGCGCCGGUGAAAGGAGCAAGCUCUCGUCCGAAAGAGUGCGUCCUGAAGAACAGUGAGCUGCUCCACCCGCUCGACCCUAACGGCACUUACGCCCUCACCAGACACACCCACACCAUCGUAGAAACUACAAUGUGAGACUCUCUAUGAGAGAAGCGUGUUCCCUCACCUCCUCCUCUUUUCUCUCCUUCACUCUGAUCAGACUGCUUCAUAGUGUGUUCUAGUCGUAUUUUUACACGGGGAGGUCGGAAAUAAUCAUUUACACUCCCAAUACUAUCCUUUGCUGUUUAGGAAAUUUUCUAAUCAUUAUUAUCUUCAUCAUCAUCAUCAUUAUUAUUAUUAUUAUUAUUAUUAUUGUGGUAUUGUUGUUAUUAUGAGAUCACUGUAAUCGUUGCUAGUAACGCUAAGAUUUGUUGAGGUUGAGGUGAGAGAGACGCCGCCUCGUCCUAGGAACUGUGAAAGUUGUUUAGGAGGACGUUUGAGCCUUUUAUUUAAAAAGAGAAAUAACAAAGACAGCGGCGAAGUAAAAGUGGAUUGAUUUUUUUUUUUAGCUCCACUAAUCAGCAGGUGUAUAAGUGACAGUUUGUGGCAGUGACCCUUAUUGUACAGUGAGGUUUCCUGUACAGCGUUCUUCGUCUUGAUGAAGCUGAAUGUACCUCCGCAUUGUGCGGAAGCUCUGCACUGCUUACACACACACACACGCACAGAUAUUUGAUUUAUUGGAGAGGGUUACGUCCUCAAGUGUGUGCACAUUUUUCCCAGUGGUGCCCUUUUUAAAACCCUUUGUGCACUUUAGUAAUCACUGCCAGAUCACACACACAUACACAUACACACACACACACACACACACACACACACACACACACACACACAAACACAGUAUAUAUACACACACACAGCCAUCGUGUUGCUCUAAUAACGUAGGCAGCUGUGCUUUUUAUAUAUGCUAAGUAUCUCAUGCUGCUCUUCUCAUUUAAGAGAGGAGAUUUAAAAUCGAUUUCUUUUUUUAAUUAGAAAAAAAAAAAAAAAAAUUCAGGGUUGCCUGAUCAUCCUACUGCUGAGUCCGAGGGUAAAUUGUUUACCCGUAGUCCAGCAAUAACCGUCCCUCCUUUUAAUGCCUUUCAGAAAGCAAGACACCUUUUCAUCCGAUUCAUUUGUUUGUUCGUUGUUCUUUCUCCUUGCCGUUUGUUCACAAAGAAAACUCCGGAUUUACUCCAGACAGCCUCGUGUCCUGUGUAAUUAUCACGCACUGCCAGUCAAAAACCUAGAAAAUGCCUCUGUCUGAGUUUCAACGCAAUUUAAUUGUAGUUAUACCCUGUUCAUGAAAAUCCUCAUUUCUGAUUGGCUGGAACAGUCAAUGAUACAAUGAAGUUCAUUAAUAAAGCUCCAGAACAUCUCCACUGGAACACGUUCUACUAAAAGAUUUGUAUUACCUAAUUUUGUCUGUACUGCUGCUGAUGAUGAUGAUGAUGAUGGUGAUGAUGAUGGCAAAGUCCACAUGUUCAGUUCAUCUUCUACAAACGGUUCAGAAUGAGGUCGUGUGGAUGGAGCAGGAGACUCUUCAUCCUAGGAGAGAGAAGUGUUAAUGGUGGUCAGUCAGAUAAAAGGACUGGAAUAGCAUGUGUCAUCCCAAGAGGUGGCUUUUAAUUCAGUGUGUCAGCGUAUGAAAGUUUUUAGAGCUAUUAAGAACUUUAAAUAUGUAAAUUUUUAUUUAUGUGUAUUUCUUUCUAACUCUCGUCUUGGUAUCUGACUACAAAGAUUUAACAAUCAGGUAGAUUAACAAAUGGAGAAGUAAUAAACACACUGUACCACAUAAGAAAGAAAGAAAGAAAGAAAGAAAGAAAGAAAGAAGGGGGAAGGGAGGGAGGAAGGAGGAGAGAGAGAGAGAGAGAGUGUAAGGAAGGAAGGAAGAAAGAAAGAAAGGGAGGGAGGGAUGGAGGGAGGAAGGAGGAGAGAGAGAGUGGCAGAGUGUAAUGAAGGAACAAAGAAGAGAGGGGGAGGAAGAGAGGGAGAGGCAGAGUAUAAGAAAGAAAGAAAGAAAGAAAGAAAGAAAAAAAGAAAGGGAGGGAGGAAGAGAGAGUGGGGAGAGAAAGAAAGAAAGAAAGAAAGAAAGAAAGAAAGAAAGAAAGAAAGAAAGAAAGAAAGAAAGAGAAAGGGAGGGAGGAAGAGAGAGUGGGGAGAGAAAGAAAGAAAGAAAGAAAGAAAGAAAGAGAAAGAAAGAAAGAAAGAAAGAAAGAAAAAGCAUGUUACAGCUAAUCUGAAUGUCACUUUGAUUAAGGUGUUAAAUAGAUGGAUAUAAACCUGAACAGUUUCAUCAUCAUCAUCAUCAUCAUCAAAGUCCAGUCAAGUCAAGAAGCUUUUAUUAUCAUUUCAGCCAUACUGUAUAUAGCUGACACAGUGCACAGUGAAAUGAAGAGUUUCUCCAGGACCAUGGAGCUACACAGAACAACACAGAGCUAAGUCCAAGCCACAAAAAAGUGCAACAUGUGCAGAGUAAAGACAAACAAUACCAAACACUACAAGACCAAUACACAAAAUACACAGGAUACACAGGAUAGUGCUGACCAGUGUGCAUACUGUAUAUUAUAAAGUACAUUAUCACGACAGAGACAAGCUUGCAAACACUCCGAGAAAACAACACAAAAGUGUUUCAUUAACCUAACAACAAGAAAUCCAGCCAAAAAUACAGAAGUGAGUGAAUUCAUCUCUGAUUAUUUCCCUGUUGAUGAUCAGUCGAGACAAUCGAGAGACGACGUUUGAGGCUCGGGUUUAAAUUUUUCCCUCAGGCGAUUAAACAGAAUUUUUUUCCAACUCAUUGUGAACUAAGAAUUUGGCCAAAAAAAAAAGUAAUUAAUGUCAUAUUUCCAUCAGUUGAAUUAUAUUUUAUAUAUCAGGUGUUCAGGAGUCUUUGACUGGCAGUGAACACGCUCACGAGUAUUCCUUCUCCCAUCAUCUUUGCCUUUUCGAAUCAGCCAUUUUCUAUGGUGCAAAAUCGUGAACCUUCAGUGAUUCGCCUCGAUUUUUUUCUGAACGUAUUCAUACAUUUCUAUCUAAACGUUAGCCUAAACUUGCAGUGUGCAAUAUCUGUAAACAAGUGGUUUUGUCUGUUUUUUAUUAUUAUUAUUAUUAUUAUUAUUAUUAUUAUUAUUAUUAUUGUUAUUAUCAUUUUCAGCUCGAUACAUGUAAUAAAAUGAACAAUUUAAACCAGCGUUUAAAAAAAAAACAAAAAAAAAACAUUCAAACAAAUACAAUAUACUGUAACUGGAUUUGAUUCAAUAAACCGAAACAUUUUGUGUAACCAAAGUAGCUUUGUUAUGAACUUGUUUCGAGAUGCAUAUUGCAUCAUUUAGAUAUUAAAUAAAAAGUUUUUUUCCUCUG
Messenger RNA from Tachysurus vachellii, 5501 nucleotides. RefSeq names its product solute carrier family 6 member 6a (gene slc6a6a). Gene Ontology annotation, biological process: sodium ion transmembrane transport; taurine transmembrane transport; neurotransmitter transport. The coding region runs from base 348 to 2261 and encodes 637 amino acids. The transcript has 15 exons. The record is from RefSeq and is a predicted model, not a curated record. Gene Ontology annotation, cellular component: plasma membrane. Gene Ontology annotation, molecular function: taurine:sodium symporter activity. NCBI's taxonomy places the organism in Eukaryota, Metazoa, Chordata, Actinopteri, Siluriformes, Bagridae.